AUGGCCUCUGGCGUUGCAAACCUCAUAGCUGCUUCUGGUGGCGGCCUCGAGGGACUUCGAAACCUAAUGUCGGCCUUGGAUAAUGGAGGAAAAUGUUUAGACCAAGUUAGGGCGGCAGAAGUAUUUAGCAGCUUAUUAGGGGCUAUGGGUGGACGUGAAGAGGGGCUACGCAACCUGAUUCAAGCCAGCGGCAACGGGGCAGAAGGAAUAAGAGUGCUGUUAGAGGCGGUGGGUGGAGCUGGAAGUGAUCAAAGCAAACUGGUGAACUUACUUGCGGUACUUGACAAAGGAGAAGGCGUGGGUAAUAAUAUUUGGUUAUUUGUAAUUUUUUGGAUAUUUUUUGUACUUAAACGUACAUUUUAUAAACAAAUUUAA
Protopolystoma xenopodis is the source of this 375-nucleotide messenger RNA. The record is from the annotation of a GenBank genome assembly. Lineage: Eukaryota; Metazoa; Platyhelminthes; Monogenea; Polystomatidea; Polystomatidae.